Molecule: messenger RNA, 1205 nt
Organism: Drosophila persimilis
Lineage: Eukaryota; Metazoa; Arthropoda; Insecta; Diptera; Drosophilidae
Product: phospholipase A1 member A
Exons: 3
Coding region: 1-1182 (393 amino acids)
Molecular function (GO): lipase activity
Source: RefSeq, a predicted model, not a curated record
AUGAGAGAAGCCGUGGCCAUGGAAACGAUCACGUCAAACGCACUGAAGACCCUCCUCGUGGCCGUGGCCGUGCUCCUGCCCUCGAUGAUGGCCCUUGCGCAGGAGAAUAAGCCCAAGACACCUGCAAGUAUAGAGACCAUCCAGAAGCACAACAUUCAGCUGUUGACAGAGCAACUGAAUCGCGGGUGGAGAGCCUUCUGCGAUGCCCCUGUGGACGAGGGCGUCAUGUCUCUGUUCCAGGGCAUUAAUCCCAGCGAUGCGGCACUCCACGUGAUGACCGUCACGAAUCGGAGCGUGGAGCUGCCCAUCAAGUCGAUUUCGCAGCUGAGAGACUUCGACAUCAGUCCGGAGAGGAAGACCCUCAUCUACGUGAAUGCCUUCCACACGGCCGACAGCUACUUCAGCGUCCAGGAGCACCUGUCGCUGCUGCAGAACAGCCGGCGGGAUCUGAAUGUGAUUGUCGUGGAUUUUGCGAGGGACGUGGCACAGCUCUACUACGCGGUGCGGCAUCAUCUCUCCGUGCACGGAUAUGCCAUCUACAAUGUGCUGAAGGCCCUCAGGGAGGCGGGCAUUGCCCCGCAGGACAUCACGCUCGCCGGACAUUCGGUGGGGGCGAACAUCGCCGCCCUGGGCGCACAGCUCUUCGCCAGGGGAUCCAAGCAGCUGGUGGGCCAACUGGUGGCCAUCGAUCCGGCCACCAUGUGCCGCACCACCGAUAUCCUCGUCAAGCAGGGCGUCGCGGAGCGCGUGGUGGUGCUGCACGGGGAGGGCGAUGUCUUUGGGGUGCGUGUGCCCGUGGGGCACAUCGACAUCUAUCCGAAUGGCAUUGGGUACUUCCCGCGCAGGAAACUGCAGCCCGGCUGCGACUCCAAGAUCUGCAGCCACAUGUAUCCGUUCGUUCUCUUCAUGGAGGCACUCAUCGAGGGCGUCAUGAUCCCCGCCACCAAAUGCGAAAGCUGGGCCAAAUUCCGGCAGGGCGACUGCCAGUUCCAGAACACCCUCAACAUUGGUCUCAUUUACCCUUCGACUGCCAGGGGCCUGUACUUUUGCCUCACGCAACCGAACCCCCCCUUCACCUACAUGGAGCACGGGCUGCGCUACAAGACGUCGCCGGCGCGUACCCGAGAUCCAGAGAAAUCCGCAAAGAGCGGAAAGAAGAUGACCAAGGGAACCAAGGGUUAAUACCGGUUUGGCAAGGGUUAAGC